Molecule: messenger RNA, 1165 nt
Organism: Hermetia illucens (black soldier fly)
Lineage: Eukaryota; Metazoa; Arthropoda; Insecta; Diptera; Stratiomyidae
Exons: 3
Coding region: 338-1093 (251 amino acids)
Source: RefSeq, a predicted model, not a curated record
AAUUUUCUCAUAUGCUUCAACUUUAAUUUCCCCACGUGGAUUUAUUUUUUGGAGGUAAGGUUACCGCAGAAUAGUCGGGAGAAUAGUAUGUGGGUACAAAUGGGAAAAGUUCAAGCUGAGUUCACCGAGCCUCAAGUAAAAAUUGUUACCUUAUGCAAUGGGUAUUUCUUGGAGUUAUGGUUUAUCUAAUUUAAUAACAAUCCAAGCUAACUAAUAAACAGUGAGGAAGGCCAAAUCACUUAAACGGGCUAAUAAAUUUCUAACAUAUAAAAGUCUGCACGAAACGAAUUUUCUCUUUAGUUCAGAUAAAUUACUUUCGGUAUUACAUGGGCUCAGCAUGAAAUGUAGUUCGAUUUUCGUACUUCUGGUCAGCUUCUCGUCUGCAUUAUUUACCAGUGAACAGUUUUAUCAGCAGAGCUCCAAUAAUCACCAAAUAAGGAUACCAGAUAUAUUCCAGUCGCCAUCCUUUUUCAGCGAACACUUUACAGAUUUUGAACAGCUCAAACCUUUCCUCAAAAGUUCUGGUCAUCGCGAGGAAUUAGCGGACAGUGCUUCGGAAAGUAGUGAAUUGAUGCCAGUUAAAGUUGUAAAGAACUUUUACUUUCACGUGGCUCCUGAUGACUAUGAACCGGUUCAACCGAUUACUCAGAAGGUGACAUCAGUGCCAAGAGUACAAAGUUACAAAGUGAUAUUUAUUAAAGCACCUGUCGAGCAAAGGAAAACUACCAAUGCCGACGUAGUUAAUGCAAAACGUGACCAUAAAACAGUUGUUUAUGUAUUGCUUGAAAAGCCUGAAGUUAUUGAAAUCGAAAAGGUUUCGUCGCAACCUGAUCCGAGGGAGUUUUUGACACCUGAUAUUCUUUUCACAAAUCACAAAAUCAAUGAUGAGGCGGAAAAUAUACGGGAAAGAAUUACAGCUCAUUAUGGUUCCUUGCAACAAUCUAACAAUGCUUACAAUGUGGAAUUAGGCCGGAGAAUCAAUGCUAUGGCCGAAUAUCGUCCUCCCACAGAUAUCGGGAAAAAUAGCAAAAGACGUAAAAAAAUAUUUAGAUCCUUACGAUAUACAAAUACACUCCGGACUGGAGUCAGAUAAUCAACACUCUAAUCUAGACUAAUUUGUUGUUUACUACCUUCUAAGUUGUUAAAAUAUAGCUCUUUAAUUUCA